UGCAGCCUCCGUCUCCCAGAUGCUCUGAUGGAGUGAACCGGGCAACGAUGCGCGUUUUUGUCCUUUCUUUGUCGGUCAUGGAGAGGGAUCCUCUCUCAUCUCUGUGAAGCCUGGGCCAGGGGUCAGAGGUCAUCCACCAAACCUGUAUUUUUCCCUCUUACCCCUGCACCCCACCCCACCUCCCUACCACCAAGCCCUCAGCCCCUGCCACCCUGCACUUUUUCCUCCAACCACUGGAACGUAUAUCCAUUCCCCCCACUUUUCUCCCACUCACAAAUUCACGAGGCCGCCGUGUUCGUCUUCCCACCGCACUUUCUUCUUGCCUGCCAGCCUCACUUGAUCAGCUUGAGAGGAAAGACUCCUAACCAACAAAGUAACUGUUGACCGUUUCAUGACGAGUCCGUCGUUCAUCAGACACUGUGCUCAAGUGUAUUAGAAAACCUCUCAGAUAACACCUCUCACACCCAGGCCUCAAGAUGAUGUGCGAGGUGAUGCCCACCAUCUCGGAGGACGGGCGCGGCGGCGGAGGCGGCUCGUCUUCCCCGGCAGGGGGUGGAGGAGGAAUGGGAGGAGGGAUAGGAGGCAUAGGGGGCUAUGGCAGCCGGGAUCCCCGUCUGAGUGGUGGCGGCACCGAUGAGGGGGGCAGCACAGGCAACCUGGAGUCGCUUAUGGUGAACAUGCUGACGGAGAGGGAGAGGCUGCUGGAGAGCCUGAGGGAGACACAGGACAGUCUGGGGACGGCACAUCUACGCAUGCGAGAGCUGGGCCACGAAAAGGAGUCACUCCAGAGGCAGCUGUCCAUUGCCCUGCCACAGGAGUUUGCAGUGCUGACCAAAGAGCUGAACCUCUGCCGAGAACAGCUGCUGGAGAGAGAGGAGGAGAUAGCAGAGCUGAAGGCAGAGAGGAACAACACACGACUGCUGCUUGAACAUCUGGAGUGCCUGGUAUCCCGUCACGAGCGCAGCCUGAGGAUGACCGUAGUGAAGAGGCAGGCCCAGUCCCCAGCCGGGGUCUCAAGCGAGGUGGAGGUCCUAAAAGCCCUCAAGUCCCUGUUCGAGCACCACAAAGCUCUGGAUGAGAAAGUGAGGGAAAGACUACGGGUGGCUUUGGAGCGAGUGGCAACCCUAGAGGAAGAGCUGCAGUCCUCGUCUCAAGAAGUUCUUUCUUUAAGGGAACAAAUCAAACGACGGCAGCAAGGACUAGAUAAUGGCAAAGAGCGACUCCCCAAUGGACCUUCCUCCAUCUUGGAUGACGCAGACAUCGACAGGCAGAGGGAGGGCGAGAUAGAGCGGCAGAGGUCAGAGCUGGGACAGCUGAAAGAGAGACUGGCCCUCAUGUGCAGACAGGUUGGAGAGAUCGAGGAGCAGCUGACGUCCGCCAGGAGGGAGCUGGCCCGAUCGGAGGAGGCCAACCAGAAACUACAGAGGGAUGUGAAAGAGGCACUCUGUCAAAGGGAAGACAUGGAAGAGAGAAUCACCACAUUAGAACGCAGGUACUUGAGUGCCCAGAGGGAGGCGACGUCUCUCCACGACAUAAAAGAUAAACUGGAGAACGAGUUGGCCAGCAAAGAGUCUCUCUACAGACAGAGCGAGGAAAAGAACCGGCAGCUUCAGGAACGUCUGGAUGAUGCCAAACAGAAGCUGCAGCAAACUCUGCAGAGGGCUGAGACGCUGCCUGAGAUCGAGGCACAACUUGCCCAGAGAGUGGCAGCACUCAACAAGGCAGAGGAGCGUCAUGGUAACUUUGAGGAGCGACUGCGGCAGAUGGAGGCGCAACUGGAGGAGAAGAACCAGGAGCUACAGAGGGCGAGGCAGAGGGAGAGGAUGAACGAUGAACACAACAAGCGUCUCUCCGACACUGUGGACAAGCUACUGUCUGAGUCCAAUGAGAGGCUGCAGCUCCAUCUGAAGGAGAGAAUGGCCGCCCUGGAAGAAAAGAAUGCCCUAUCUGAGGAACUGGCUAACAUGAAAAAACUCCAGGAUGAUCUCUUGGCAAACAAGGACCAGCUGAUAGCAGAGCUGGAAAGGCUUCAGCUGGAGUUAGAUCAGUUGAGAGCGAGGCCCGGGGGCUCUUAUUCCAGUCGUUCUCUGCCAGGUAGCGCUCUGGAGUUAAGGUAUUCCCACGGGGGCGGGUCCCUCCCAGCAGGCUCCACCACUCAUCUGGAUCCCUUCUGUAACGCUCCCUCUGGGGGCGUGGUUAGACGAAGUCACCGGGCUCGUUGGAGCUCCGCACGAGAGGACUCAACCAAGUACCCAGACUGGGAGAGCGGGGCUCUGCUGGGGACCGGGUUCGAGCCGGGCUUGGAUGUGGGCUGUUCCGACGACGAGGACGACGGGGAGCCUCGGUUUGGCUCCGAGCUGCUGUCCCCGAGUGGACAGACUGACGUGCAGACCCUGGCCAUCAUGCUGCAGGAACAGCUGGAGGCCAUUAAUAAGGAGAUCAAACUGAUCCAGGAGGAGAAGGAGAACACGGAGUUGCGGGCCGAAGAGAUUGAGAGCCGGGUCAGCGUGGCUUUGGACAGUCCGCCCAUCCCGCCAUCCUCCCUUGGGAGAGACAGCACAGGGCGGGGCUUCAUCCCCUCGUCCAUCACAUCCUCCACCCUGGCCUCCCCCUCUCCUCCCAGCUCUGGACAUUCCACCCCUCGCCUGACUCACUCCCCGGCCCGUGAGAGUGAUAGACAGAACAACAAAGAUGAUGAUCGGUCCCUUGCUCUUCUUGACUCUACGCCUCCUUCCACUCCUCGUGCACUGCGCUUGGACAGGAUGGCCCUCACCCAUCCGGGAGCAAUGCUUGAUGACCCCAGGGACUUUCGCAGUCUCUCUGCAGACGGCAGCAGCUCCAACAGCAGCCAAGAUUCUCUCCACAAGUCCAGUAAGAAGAAAAGCAUCAAGUCUUCCAUCGGUCGGCUUUUUGGGAAGAAGGAGAAAGGAAGGAUGGGGCAACCUGGGCGGGAUGGAUCUGCUUCUCUUGCAUCUACACCCUCUGAAGACCAAGCGUCUGGAGACCCAAUGGGGAUGAACAAGACUGGGACUCUGGGUCCAGCAGAUAAAGACCGCCGCAGCAAGAAGAAGCAUGAGCUACUGGAAGAAGCAUGUCGCCAAGGACUUCCCUUUGCAUCGUGGGAUGGACCCACUGUUGUAUCUUGGUUGGAGCUGUGGGUGGGAAUGCCAGCCUGGUACGUCGCAGCCUGUCGCGCCAACGUGAAGAGUGGCGCGAUCAUGGCCAACCUUUCGGACACAGAGAUCCAGAGGGAGAUCGGCAUCAGUAACCCACUUCACCGGCUCAAACUGCGGCUGGCCAUCCAGGAAAUGGUGUCCCUCACCAGCCCCUCUGCCCCGGCCAGCACUCGCUCUUCGACCAGUAACGUGUGGAUGACCCACGCAGAGAUGGAGUCUCUGAACGCUGCCACCAAGCCUCCGGAGCUGAAAGAGUUCAGCUGGGAUCAGAUACUGGCCUAUGGCGAUAUGAAUCACGAGUGGGUGGGCAACGACUGGCUGCCCAGCCUGGGCCUGCCACAGUACCGCAGCUAUUUCAUGGAGUCUCUGGUGGAUGCACGCAUGUUGGACCACCUGACCAAGAAGGAGCUGAGAGGGCAGCUCAAAAUGGUGGACAGCUUCCACAGGGUCAGUUUGCAUUAUGGCAUCAUGUGCCUGAAGCGUCUCAAUUAUGAUCGCAAGGAGCUGGAAAGGAGGAGAGAGGAGAGCGUCCACCAGAACAAAGAUGUGAUGGUGUGGUCCAAUGAGCGUGUGAUGUGCUGGGUGCAGACACUCGGUCUGAAAGAGUACGCCGACAACCUUCGUGAGAGUGGCGUACAUGGGGCUCUGCUGGCUUUAGAUGACACCUUUGACUACACAGACCUGGCCCUGCUGCUGCAGAUCCCCAAUCAGAACACACAGGCCAGACAGCUCCUGGAGCAAGAGUACAACUCCCUCAUCUCCAUGGGGACUGAGAGACGACCUGAUGAGGAUGGAACGAAGACGUUCACCCGCUCACCCUCCUGGAGGAAGAUGUUUAGGGAGAAAGACCUACGGGGCGUGACCUCUGACUCCGCCGAGACCCUGCCUGCUAACUUCCGUGCCUCAGCCAUCUCCACGCCCUCCGUUACCCUGAGAAAGGUUCAGAGUGAUGCCAACUCUGGUGCCCGGGGUGAGUCUGCCUCAGUGAGGACGUACUCCUGUUGAGGGACUGAGG
This is a messenger RNA of Micropterus dolomieu (smallmouth bass), 4191 nucleotides long. It is a transcript of the gene ppfia3, whose product is annotated as PTPRF interacting protein alpha 3. Gene Ontology annotation, biological process: synapse organization. Gene Ontology annotation, cellular component: presynaptic active zone. Bases 477 to 4181 code for a protein of 1234 amino acids. The transcript has 30 exons. NCBI's taxonomy places the organism in Eukaryota, Metazoa, Chordata, Actinopteri, Centrarchiformes, Centrarchidae. Gene Ontology annotation, molecular function: protein binding. The record is from RefSeq and is a predicted model, not a curated record.